This is a messenger RNA of Diospyros lotus (date-plum), 4294 nucleotides long. Its product is annotated as histone-lysine N-methyltransferase ATX2. Gene Ontology annotation, biological process: regulation of transcription by RNA polymerase II. The transcript has 22 exons. Gene Ontology annotation, molecular function: protein binding. The record is from RefSeq and is a predicted model, not a curated record. The coding region runs from base 322 to 3375 and encodes 1017 amino acids. NCBI's taxonomy places the organism in Eukaryota, Viridiplantae, Streptophyta, Magnoliopsida, Ericales, Ebenaceae. Gene Ontology annotation, cellular component: chromatin.
UCCGUUUCUGAUUUCACUUAGCGGAGGAGGGCGGGAAACAGCAGAGAGCAUUUGCGAUAAAUUCCUCCCCCUCGCUUCGACCCCCCCCCUCCCCCCCCCAUUUUAUUGUAAACCCUAGAUAGCGAUCUUCGAUACUCAUCCCCAAAUCCUCUUCUCUUACAUCUUCCCGAACUCCAAUUUCGUCUGUAAAUUCGCGAAUCAGAGCCAGACGCAGCAGAUACGAGAGAGUUUUGCGAAUCGCUUUCGCGGAAUCUCUCUCGCUCCCUGUCUCUUUCUCUUUCUUGCGUUUGUUUUCGUCCAAAUUCGCGAGCCAUAGCAGUCAUGGCGCAUGCUCGCAGCAAUUCAAAGAGCAAUGUCAUGGUCCGGAAUUCGAAAUGCGAAGAAGUUGAAGUAGCCGAUGUGGCAGAAGUAGGAGGAGCGGAAGAAGGAAUUCAGGACGAAGAGAGGCGGGGGCAGCAGCAGCAAGAGGAGGAGGAUAACGCCGAGGAGAAGGGGACUCCGAUCAGGUACGUUCCGCUCUGCGAUUUGUACUCGGCCACAUCUCCUUGUGUUAGUGGAUCCUCCAAGGGUCUUAUGUCGAAGAAGGUCAAAGCCCGAAAGCUAGACCUCCAGCCUCACCCUCGAACAAAGCCCUCGCUUCCUACUCCGCCGCCAUCUGCUUCCUUCUCCGAGCGGCCUGCGAUCGUUCACGUCUACUCCCGCCGCGCCCGCCCCGCCAAGAGGCCUCGGCAUUCCCUCGAUUCCUUUAUGCCGCACUCCCCUUCCGGCUUCAAUGGUUCAUAUGUGAAGCAAGAGCAAGAAGACGGACAAGAUAAUGUCGCUGAAAGGUUGACCCAGAAGAAAAAGUACGGGCGCGAGGGCAGCUACCGGAACACUGAGCUCAUCAGACUUGGUGUUGAGUCGGGCGUAUCAGCAUUACGCCCGGAUGGACCUCGACUGAGAGAAUUGCGCCUUUCCAAUCCUAAUGUACAGAAUUGUAGCCAGAGGAAAAGGAAACGCCAAAAUCUUCAUACUGAUAAGAACUGGGUCCGGUUGAGUUUUGAUGGCGUCGAUCCUGAGAAAUUCAUUGGAUUACAAUGCAAGGUUUACUGGCCUUUGGAUGCUGAUUGGUAUACAGGUUACGUGGCUGGAUACAAUGCAGAGACAGUUCAACACCAGGUUGUAUAUGACGAUGGUGACAAAGAGAAUAUCAUUCUUUCAAAUGAGAGAAUAGAAUUUUGUGUUUCUCAUAACCAGAUGCAGAGUUUAAAUUUGAGUUGUAGCACUAAGGCUUCUAAUGCAGAUGGCCAUAGUUUUAGUGAGAUGGUUGUGAUGGCUGCCACUCUUGGUGACUCUAAUGACUUCGGCACUGGAGAUAUCAUAUGGGCCAAAAUUACUGGUCAUGCUAUGUGGCCAGCAAUUGUUGUGGAUGAAUCUCUUCUCAAAAACUGUAAAGGUCUUGGUGGAACUUCUGGAGAGAAAUCAGUUCCAGUGCAAUUCUUUGGUACCCAUGAUUUUGCAAGGGUUAAGCAGAAGCAAGUUAUUGCAUUUCUCAGAGGACUUAUAUCUAAUUUCCAUGAGAAGUGCAAGAAGCCACAUUUUUUCCAAAGCUUGGAAGAAGCAAAAUUGUAUCUCAGUGAACAGAAGCUUCCAAAACGAAUGCUAAGGAUACAAAAUGGCAUUGGGGCAGAUGAUUAUGACAGUACAAGUCAAGAAAAUGAAGGCAGUGCUGAUACUGGUGAUGAUUGCAUAGGAAAUGCAGGGGAACGCACAAGAAGGCUAGAAGGGCACAAAACUUGUCCAUUUGAGAGUGGGGAUUCAACAACCCAACGUUUAUUUGGCCUGACAUUAAAUAGUGGAGAUCAGGAAUUAUCAAAUCUCAAACUUCACUCAAAAUCUCUUUUGCAUAAGUCGAAUUCUCAAAGGUUGCGAGGACUACCCAUUGGUUACAGACCUGUUCAUGUUGAAUGGAGAGACCUUGACAAGUGCAACGUUUGCCAUAUGGAUGAGGAAUAUGAAAAUAAUGUGUUUCUGCAGUGUGACAAGUGUCGGAUGAUGGUCCAUGCUAAGUGCUAUGGUGAAACAGAACCAGUUGAUGGAAUACUUUGGUUCUGUAACUUGUGUCGUCCAGGGGCCCCCGAGGUUCCCCCAGCCUGCUGCCUUUGUCCUGUCACAGGAGGCGCUAUGAAGCCGACAACUGAUGGACGCUGGGCUCAUCUUUCUUGUGCCAUAUGGAUACCAGAAACAUGCUUGUCUGAUAUAAAAAAGAUGGAGCCAAUUGACGGGUUGAGUAGAAUCCAUAAGGACCGCUGGAAGCUUUUAUGUAGCAUCUGCGGUGUAUCUUAUGGAGCUUGCAUCCAGUGCUCUAACAAUACCUGUCGUGUGGCAUAUCACCCUCUUUGUGCACGUGCUGCUGGUUUUUGUGUUGAGCUUGAAGAUGAGGACAAGUUACAUCUAAUUUCUAUGGAUGAGGAUGAAGAUGAACAAUGCAUUCGGUUGCUUUCCUUCUGCAAGAAGCACAGGCCCCCAUCUAUUGCACGUUUAACUGGUGAUGAUCGGAUUGUGCCAAUGCCUCCCGAGCAUUCAGAUUACUGUCCUCCAUUGAAUCCAUCUGGUUGUGCUCGAACUGAACCUUACAAUUAUUUUGGAAGAAGAGGAAGGAAAGAACCGGAAGCUCUUGCUGCUGCAUCUUUGAAGCGCUUAUUUGUAGAGAACAUACCGUACUUGGUUAGGGGACAUUGUCAACAUGCGGCCUUGGGCAACACAUUCUCAACUCAUGCACUGGCUGGUUAUAAAUUCUACCUCAAUCUUCAAAAGCUAAAUGCCUCUCAGCUUGAUGCUCCCAAAAGCAUAUUCUCAAUGGCUGAAAAAUAUAAAUACAUGAAGGAUACCUUUAGAAAAAGGCUGACAUUUGGAAAAUCUGGAAUACAUGGAUUUGGAAUAUUUGCAAGACAAGCACACAGUGCUGGAGACAUGGUGAUUGAAUACACAGGCGAGCUUGUUAGAGCGCCAGUAGCUGACCGAAGAGAACAUUUGAUAUACAAUUCAUUAGUUGGUGCUGGGACUUACAUGUUCCGCAUUGACGAUGAACGUGUCAUUGAUGCCACAAGGGCUGGAAGCAUUGCACAUUUAAUUAAUCACUCUUGUGAACCUAAUUGCUACUCAAGAGUUAUAAGUGUGAAUGGCGAUGCACAUAUAAUUAUAUUUGCCAAAAGAGAUAUUAAACAAUUGGAAGAGCUGACAUAUGAUUACAGAUUCUUUUCCAUUGAUGAACAACUUGCUUGUUGCUGUGGGUUUCCAAGAUGCCGUGGUGUAGUUAAUGAUGUUGAAGCAGAGGAACAACUUGCAAAGUUACAUGUACCAAGCAGUGAAUUGAUAAAUUGGAGAGGUGAAUGAAAGAGGAUCUACACAACAAGAGGAUGAUUGGCAAGGGUGACAGAUUGGAGGGCGGAUAUGUUCUUAAUAUUGCUGCUCUGACUUUCAAUAAUGCAGCAUGUAAUUCCUUAGUUUCCCAUGUAAACACUGUUUCUGUUUCAGCCAAUAUUUGGCAUAAUAGACUUGGGCAUUUGCCAUUCUCCAGAUUACAUGAGUUGCAAGAAAGGUUACAUUGUGAUGCAACAAAGUUUAAUAGAGCAACUCCUUGUUAUAUUUGUCAAUUAGCUAAGCAAAGAAGGUUAUCAUUUGAGUCACAUAAUCAUAUGGCUAAGUUUCCUUUUGACUUGGUUCAUUGUGAUAUUUGGGGGCCUUAUAAUGUUACAUCUCAUUCCUGUCAUCGGUUUUUCUUUACAUUGGUGGAUGAUUGCAGUCGGUUUACAUGGAUAUUUUUGCUUAAACAAAAGUCUGAUGCUGUUUCUGUUAUUCCCAAGUUCUUUAAUAUGGUUUCUACUCAGUUCAAUAGUACCAUCAAAAGCUUCAGAUCUGAUAAUGCCCGGAAUUAGCAUUCACUUAUUUUUUUUAAUGAAAAUGGAGUGUUGCAUCAGUUUUCUUGUUGGAAAGACCUCAGCAAAAUUCUGUGGUAGAAAGAAAGCAUCAGCACUUGUUGAAUGUAGCUUGUGCUCUUUAUUUUCAGUCUAGGGUCCCUCUUGAGUUUUGGACUGAAUGUGUCCUCACAGCUACAUUUCUCAUUAAUCGAACACCUUCACCUUUGCUCCAACAUAAGACUCCUUAUGAAAUUUUGUUUCAAUGUGCUGUAGACUAUUCCCAUUUCUGGGUUUUUGGGUGUUUAGCCUUUGCUUCUACACUCACUGCUCAUCGCACAAAGUUUCAUCCUAGAGCACGGCUUUGUGUUUUUCUUGGUUAUAUGAUCUCCAAUCCA